Amoebophrya sp. A25 is the source of this 2692-nucleotide messenger RNA. The record is from the annotation of a GenBank genome assembly. NCBI's taxonomy places the organism in Eukaryota, Dinophyceae, Syndiniales, Amoebophryaceae.
GAAGAUUUGUAUUUGAUUUGUCUAUCCUCGCUAUCUCUGUAAACCCCUCGAGUGAGUGCUACAUUCAUUCAUAUCCACAAAGGUAGUAAAUAAUACAACGGAGUAGAUAGCAUUUUUAAUACUUCAUUUCUGAAUGCAAUAGCUUGGAUCGUGCUCCCCGACGUGCAAGAAUGACAGCCUGGCAUCUGCGCCGUGGCGGGUUUUGAGAUCGCGCGGAGGGGGGCGACUUUGCAGCCUGCACAUAUCAUCUACUCCGGUGUUGGUCCGCAGGUUCGUAAUCGUGUCCGGACGAGACGUAAGUAUUGGUGUCUGGACGACGACUCGCAGUCGCUCCUCACUUCUGACUUGCAGCUGCUGCAAGAAAUUUUUCAACGGAGUCGUGGUGAAGAUACAGCAGCACUCUCUGCGGUGUUAACAGAGGCGAGAAAUUUGAGGUUCGUGAAUUUUUGCAAGCGGCCUUUGUCUCAUCACUGCGAAGCUAAGGAAAAAUGGCGGUGGCGGCAGAUCCUGAGCCGCGAAGGGUCGGCAGUGCGGCAUUGAACAAAUAUAAACUGGUUUUUCUGGGCGAGCAGGCUGUGGGAAAGACGUCAAUAAUCACGCGGUUUAUGUACGACACCUUCGACUACAAUUACCAAGGUACAACUUCAUAUGGUACAUGUAUUUAUUCUAUGAUGUUGUAGCAACCACCGCGGCGUGUACAGAAGUUGAUUCAUGGCAGCUCGAUCGUAGUUUAUCACAAUAUCGAAGGGCCAGAAUGAUGAUUUCUUUUGGCGAGACCGCCUUUCUGAGCACCUGAUGUCAAUUUUUGCAGUUACAACUCGACGUUCCCCAAAUGUUAUUUCAGCAACAAUCGGUAUAGACUUCUUGUCAAAAACGAUGUACUUGGAAGACCGAAGUGUCAGGCUGCAGCUUUGGGACACAGCGGUAAUACUGAUGUGCUCUCUGAUUUAUUUUACUCUCAGUUGUUCUAUUAAGAUUUUGAAAAGUUCUUGGCAGCAAAUCUAUCCUCGCAAGAUUAACCUACGUGUUUUUCAUACCGGAACUCAAAGCGUAACCUUCAUCUAUGAGAUCCUAAUCUGUUGAUUUCGAGAAAGCAAGAAAUGAAUAGCACAUUGACAACGUGAACAGGGCCAAGAGCGGUUUCGGAGUUUGAUUCCGAGUUAUAUCCGAGACAGUAGUGCUGCGGUAGUGGUUUACGACGUGACAAAUCGUGCGAGCUUCAUGAAUACGCAGAAGUGGGUAGAAGACGUGCGGAGUGAGAGAGGGCAGGACGUCGUUAUAAUCUUGGUACUUAUCCAAAGCGCUUGCGUACUAUAAUCUAAUUAUGCAUUCUUGAAUACCUGAGACGAUCGAGGACGAAGAUAAAGACGAGGAUAUGGAGUCCGUCGAAAUUCCUACUUACAAGAGACAAAAACUAUCAGAAUGUUUGAUCAACAAUUAUAACUCCUAACUAUCAAAAUUUUCUAGGUCGGAAAUAAAAGCGACAUUGCUGACAGGAGACAAGUGUCAACAGAGGAAGGGCAACAACGGGCGGCAGAAUUCAACAUCAUGUUUAUCGAGACGUCUGCAAAAGCGGGGUACCAGUUUUUCUUCUUCAAGAAGCAGCAUGUUGCUGCUCUAUAGGUCUUCUCUCGACGGAAAUUUAUAGGGAACGCGCUGCAGCAGCAGCUAGUAGCUUUGACACCCGACAUGGCAUCAAUCUCCGUUGAUUACAAAAUCAGCAAGAUCUCGACAACAAAGACUUCUUCUACUAUAAAAAAUUAACAGGAGCAAUGUGAAGCAGCUUUUUCGGCAGCUGGCUUCUGCGUUACCAGGCCAAGAUAGCGUCGCAGAUAGCGCUCCCAGUGCUGUCGAGAAUGUUGUGUUGCAUAACACACCGAACGAGGCCGGUACAGUUAGAAUUGGUCUUUGAAAGUGUGGUCUUAAAGGAAGCUGUUGGCCAAUGAAUCAAUUGUAAUAAGUAUUACUCGUCAUCAUGAUUCACCAUCAUGCGCAUACUAACACUAUCGAUCAUUCAGGUAAAGACAGCGAAAGCAAGUGCAACUGCUGAGUUGCAGAGUGGACGACUGGCAGAAAAAGAUAGACCGAAGAUUUUGUGUCAAAGUGUUACGUAGCAGCUUUUUUUAGAGUUCAGUUCGUUUGUGGACAAAGUUAAGAAUCAGACCAUGAUUAGACCGUUUCGAGAGUAUCUAUAAGUCCUUUUGUAGCAUACUGCAUAUACAAAUAAUUUCUGUAGCCCGGGUAUGUCGCUAUUGCUUGGGAAAGUAUGCGAUUGGCCUCAAAUGGGAAAGGCAGCUAUCACGCCGGCAAAUUAACAUGACGAUAUCCCAGGCUAGUUGUGAAUAUAUCCCCAUCAAUUUUGACCUUACGUACACGAUCAUGAUCGGUCUUUACAACAAUCAAGAAUGGAACAGGGACAAUGAGCGUCCUUGAUUUCUUAGGUAUAGGAUUUCCGCAGGGAGCCGAGGGCAGAAUUCUUCUUAGUCGAACUGGUUAAGGGUUCAGAGCAUUUGUGGCAGGCUGAUAAAGUGGAGAGAGAAGACUUCCGUGUGCUGACACCAAAAGCUAUCACCGCAAGGUUUCCUACGAAUUUUCACAGUAUAUAGUUCUCUUGCCUCGCACAAUCAGUCUCAAACCAGCGACGUCAGUUCUAGUAGGAGUUGUAUGAUCCUCGAGAAAUACGCAACACGAC